Messenger RNA from Gilbertella persicaria, 289 nucleotides. RefSeq lists its product as uncharacterized. The transcript is spliced from 2 exons. The coding region runs from base 45 to 236 and encodes 63 amino acids. Lineage: Eukaryota; Fungi; Mucoromycota; Mucoromycetes; Mucorales; Choanephoraceae. The record is from RefSeq and is a predicted model, not a curated record.
UUUUAGCUGUUUAAUAUGUUUAUGAACAAGAUAAGGUCAGUUCGAUGGCUAUUGUUCUCCCUGUGCCUUAUAGCACUUGUCUUGAUAUUCUCAGCACAAUUCGAUCAGAUUCAAUUUACCACGUUAUCAAAACAAAACAGCAUUACUCAGGACACAUUGUCACAGCAGACGAUAACAGACAAACUGCAAGUUCAAGAGCCAUUUCUCAAUGUAUCCCAUGUACAAGAACGAGCUAAGAAAUAUGACAUUGCUAUUCCUCAUCCUUCGCUAACAUGGACAGGUAGAUCAG